CAUGGCACUGAGAACAUGGGCAACAAACAGACCAUCUUCACAUCUCAACAGCUCGACGCUUAUCAGGACUGCACUUAUUUCACCAGAAAAGAAAUUCUGAGACUGUUUCAUCGGUAUCGAGAUUUAGCUCCUCAACUUGUACCGCUGGAUUACACCGAGCAGCCGGACGUCCGUCUGCCGUACGAGCUGAUUGGCAGCAUGCCCGAGCUGAAGGAUAACCCGUUUCGUCAGAGGAUCGCUGAGGUCUUCUCAGAAGAUGGAGAAGGAAACAUGACUCUGGAUGAUUUUCUAGACAUGUUUUCAGUUCUAAGUGAGAUGGCACCACGGGACCUGAAGGCCUACUAUGCAUUUAAGAUAUACGACUUCAACGACGACGACUUCCUCUGUAAAUCAGAUCUGGAGAAGACUCUGAAUAAACUGACUCGCAACGAGCUGACAGAGGAUGAGGUGAGAAUGGUGUGCGAGAAGGUCAUCGAUGAGGCCGAUCUGGAUAAUGACGGACGUUUGUCACUGGAGGAUUUUCAGAAUAUGAUCACGAGAGCUCCAGACUUCCUCAGCACCUUUCAUAUCAGGAUAUAAAGAUUUUCCAUGACGUUCUGGGAUUGACCAACAGGAUUGUUUUUACAGGGGAUGUAACUACGCGGGAUGCUCAACAAAAGGCCACUAAAAAAGAUGAUGCAACGAUAAAAUUCAC
Molecule: messenger RNA, 694 nt
Organism: Triplophysa dalaica
Lineage: Eukaryota; Metazoa; Chordata; Actinopteri; Cypriniformes; Nemacheilidae
Gene: cib3
Product: calcium and integrin binding family member 3
Exons: 6
Coding region: 16-579 (187 amino acids)
Molecular function (GO): calcium ion binding
Source: RefSeq, a predicted model, not a curated record